UCUGAGUGUGCAAUACACACACAGAUGUGCAAUGGAGCUAUUCAGUGUGAUUAUACAUGCUGUUUCCCUAAGCUUUGUACUGGCUGGAGCUGGGGUACACUGGACAUAUAAAGAGGGUUCUAUGGAUCAGAUCCACUGGCCAGAUGAGUAUCCUGCGUGCGGUGGCCGCAAACAGUCUCCCAUCGACAUCAAGCGGCGCAACGUGAGGUUCAACCCACACAUGCUACAGCUCGAGAUGACCGGAUAUGGCGAGAUGAAGAACGGCAAAUUCCUCAUGAUCAACAACGGACACUCGGUCCAAAUUAACCUUCCACGGACUAUGGUGAUAACAAAGGGCUUGCCAAACCAAUAUACAGCUGUUCAAAUGCACUUACAUUGGGGUGGACGGGACCUGGAAGCCAGUGGUUCUGAACAUACGCUGGAUGGCAUCCGUUAUAUGGCAGAACUCCAUGUGGUGCACUACAACUCUGAUAAGUACACGAGCUUUGAUGAGGCCAAGGAUAAACCUGAUGGUCUGGCAGUGUUGGCCUUCUUUUAUGAGGAUGGUCACUUUGAGAACACAUACUACAGCGAUUUCAUCAAUAACCUGGAAAAAGUCAAAUAUGCAGGGCAGUCCAUGUAUAUUUCGACUCUAAAUGUCCGUUCCAUGCUGCCUGAGAACUUCGCUAAUUUCUUCAGAUACGAGGGCUCUCUCACGACUCCACCAUGCUACGAGAGCAUUCUGUGGACUGUGUUUGAUACCCCCAUCACCCUGUCUCAUAACCAGAUCAGGAAGCUGGAAAGCACUCUUAUGGACCUGGAAAAUAAAACCCUGUGGAAUGACUACCGUAUGGCACAGCCUCUCAAUGACCGAGUGGUAGAGUCCUCAUUCCUCCCUCGCAUGACCAAAGGCACAUUUUGUAGGCAAGACGAGAUUGAGGAAAAGCUUUUAAAUAUUGAAGGCAUGAUUACCUCUCUUGGAAAGCACAUAUACUCAGAUGGUGCUAUUAGGCCUAACAGAAAAGAAACACAGAUAUUCCCACUAGUGCUUUACUUCUCUGCAAACCAGCUAGAGAGUUAUGCUCUGAUAAAACUGGCUCAGCCAAUGAACCUGCACUCCUUUACAGUGUGCAUGAACUUACGUAUGCACUUACGUUCUGUGCAAACCGUGCUUUCCUACUCCACCCCCAAAAAUGAUAAUGAGCUCAUGAUCACUAUGGGCUACGAGGUGGGGCUCUGGAUUGGGAAUGAGUUUGUCAACCUUCCCCAUGAGAUGCGUCCCAAUGUCUGGGCACAUUACUGCGUGACUUGGGCUUCACACACAGGAGGGGCGGAGCUCUGGGUGAAUGGUGUCGUUGGAGAGGAGCAGUACCUGCGAGCAGGCUACACCAUUCCCCCCAGUGGUGACCUCAUCCUAGGAAAGGACCAGGAUGGCUUCUUGGGAAUCUCUGAUUCGGAUGCAUUUGUGGGCUACAUGACUGAUGUGAAUAUAUGGGAUUAUGUGUUGGGUCCUGAAGAGAUCCAGGAGGAGAUGAAAUGUGAAAGAAAGUCAGGGAAAAGCAAUGUGCUGAAUUGGGGUGUCACUCGCAUGAAUCUGUAUGGAGGAGUCCAGCUGGAGACUGAACACAGGUGCUCCUGAUCCAAACCUAUUAAGCUCUUCUGAAUGGCCUGAAUAACACAUUGUUGAUGUUUCCUCUCUCUGACUAUUCAUAGGAAAUGUUUUUAAAAUAAAGUAACAUAUGAGAUA
Molecule: messenger RNA, 1726 nt
Organism: Tachysurus fulvidraco (yellow catfish)
Lineage: Eukaryota; Metazoa; Chordata; Actinopteri; Siluriformes; Bagridae
Gene: ca6
Product: carbonic anhydrase VI
Exons: 10
Coding region: 32-1618 (528 amino acids)
Molecular function (GO): carbonate dehydratase activity; zinc ion binding
Source: RefSeq, a predicted model, not a curated record